CUCGCCCGCGACACGCCUCUCGCGCCGAGCCACGACGACGACGACGACGGUCGUCACCGCGAUGGCGUCGAAGGCGACGACGCCGCCGAACGACGCGCCGUCGCCGUCGCCGCCGCUCGUCCUCGACGCGCACCUGCACGUGUGGCCCACCCCUACCUCCUACGCGUACGUCGAGGGGAAAGAGCCGCCCGCGUCGCUCGCGACGACCGCGACCGCGGAGGCGCUCGUGAGCGCGAUGGACGACGCGGGAAUCCACGGCGCGCUCAUCGUUCAACCCAUCAACCUCCUCCACGACCACGCCUACGUCGCGGACGUCGUCCGAAGGUACCCCGGGCGAUUCGUCGCGUGCGCGCUCGCGGACCCGACCCGAGGCAUCGCCGGCGUGAACGACCUCUCGCGUCUGCUCCACGCCGGAGACGCGCCGGGGAACGCGUCGACGGGGACGUACCGCGCGGUGCGGUUCAACCCGGGGCUGUGGCCGGAGGGAGCUCGCAUGACGGACGAGGUCGGGGUAGCGAUGUUCGAGCUGUGCGGCGAGCGGAGAGCGCCGGUCGGAUUUAUGUGCUUCCACGGCUUGCACCUGCACGUCGAGGACAUCAAGGAGCUCAUGCGCGCGUCGCCGCGGACGCCGGUGAUGAUCGACCACUUCGGGUUCUGCAAGGGCGUCGACGAUCCGAACUGGAAGGCGCUGUUGGAGCUCGCGAAAUUCCCGCAGGUGGGCGUCAAGGCGAGCGCGCAGUUCCGCGUGCUGCCGCUCGACGCGAGCGACGAGGACAAAGAGUGGCCGUACCCGACGACGGGCGCGCAGCUGCGGCAGCUCAUCGACGCGUUCGGCGUGGAGCGCGUGUUGUGGGGGAGCGAUUUCCCGUACGUGACGCGGGAGUGCGGGUACGCCGAGGCGGCGACGAUUCUGGAAAACUGCGGCGCCGGCGUGACGCCGGAGGAGAAGGCGUUGCUCAUGGGCGGGAACUUGCAGCGGACGUUCCCGGGGGGGUGGUACUGAAGCGAGGGCGAUCAAAGCGGGGUCGAUACGUUACGAUCCACGGUUAAAACGAAACGGUUCAUACAGUCAUCAGUAGGGU
Micromonas pusilla CCMP1545 is the source of this 1082-nucleotide messenger RNA. RefSeq lists its product as uncharacterized. The transcript is spliced from 2 exons. The coding region runs from base 62 to 1003 and encodes 313 amino acids. NCBI's taxonomy places the organism in Eukaryota, Viridiplantae, Chlorophyta, Mamiellophyceae, Mamiellales, Mamiellaceae. Gene Ontology annotation, cellular component: cytoplasm. Gene Ontology annotation, molecular function: carboxy-lyase activity; hydrolase activity. Gene Ontology annotation, biological process: secondary metabolic process. The record is from RefSeq and is a predicted model, not a curated record.